Messenger RNA from Aureobasidium pullulans EXF-150, 4745 nucleotides. RefSeq lists its product as uncharacterized. The record is from RefSeq and is a predicted model, not a curated record. Gene Ontology annotation, molecular function: protein binding. The coding region runs from base 180 to 4334 and encodes 1384 amino acids. Lineage: Eukaryota; Fungi; Ascomycota; Dothideomycetes; Dothideales; Saccotheciaceae. Gene Ontology annotation, cellular component: endoplasmic reticulum; cytoplasm; plasma membrane. The transcript has 2 exons.
GCAGGAGUGACGCUGUCGUCAAAACACUUGCACCUUCCUCGUAAUCUAACUCUGUACCGUAGCGUAGCCAUAGCCGUAUCCAAAUACGCUCGCUCAAACUCCACACCUCUGCUCCCACCUGCCCCUGUUCUCCAUCAGUCCGCUCAUGUCCCAGUCCAUCUUCGACUAAGCCGUCCGCCAUGGCCGCUCCCGAUGACCUUGACAACGGCCUGCAACCCAGCCUACAACCUGUCGGCCGCCCACUAGACCUCGUGCCUGUCCAGCUGAAAGAAGCUGCCCUCGACUCACCCACCUUCCGUGCUAUUGCUGUCCACUACGCCAACCAGGUCGAAGGCAUCGAAAAAUGGCUCCGCGACUAUGUCAAGCAGUCUCAGAAGUUUGCCGACCGCUUCGCCCAGAUCCAGAAAGAGUUCGACAACUUUGAUCGCUUCCCUCCACCGCCGCCGGAGAACCUCAGUCAGGCUGUCCUUGAUCACGACUAUACCCUGCUAGCCAUCACACGCUAUAGCCAAAACACCAACCAAUACUUGCAUUGGGUCUUCAACAAUGUCGCCCGCUCACGUCAGACCAUGAUUGACCCUCUCUUGCGCUUCAUCGAUGGCACCGACAGUCCUCUUCGGCAGUUCAACCAAGCUCGCAAGGCCCUGGAAAGAACCCAGGCAAUCUUUGACGCCGAGAUGACCAGAUAUCUUGCCCAGGCCAAGACAAAGGAGGCUUCCUCUUUGCGCGAGGAUGCCUUUAAGCUGCAUGAGGACCGAAAGGCCUACCUCAGAGCUUCCAUGGAUUACUGUAUCAUGGCCCCGAAUCUUCGCAAUUCGCUAGAUCAGCUUCUCAUCAAGGUCUUUUCUGAUCGUUGGAAGGAUUUCCGUGGCUACCGUGAUGCAACUUCAGCCAACUUCCAGAAAUGGGGCUCGGAAUUGGAACGUAUUCGUGGCUGGUCCAAGGUCAUGCACGAAUCCGAAUCAGCAUUCAAGCGUGAACUCAUGUUGGCCCGUCGUCAACUCGAGGACUCGGCUGAGAUGAAAGCUCGCCCUUCUCGUGAGAUGGACGAUUAUGCUGCGUCCACCGUACCAUAUCUCGGUUCUGGUGCCCCUGCGUCACCCGUCAAACCUACCUUCACCAAACCUGAGAAGCAAGGUUGGCUAGUCCUAAAGACUGUUCCUCCCAAACCUGCCAGACCGUCCUGGUCGCGACGCUGGUUUGUCGUAAAAAAUGGCAUCUUUGGUUGGCUCGUCCAAGGUAGUGUCUCGGGCGGUGUGGAGGAGAGCGAAAAGAUCGGUGUCUUGCUCUGCAGUGUUCGUCCUGCCGUUCAAGAAGAGCGCAGGUUCUGUUUUGAGAUCAAAACCAAGGAUACGAGUAUCAUUCUCCAAGCAGAGACUCAAGGCGAACUGUUGGAAUGGAUCAACGCGUUUGAGAGUGCGAAGCGCAAAGCCCUCGAGGAGCCCAGGGGCAAUUCCUCUAUUCAGACUCCUGGUUCUGACCCUGCCUUUGCCAUAAGCCCACCUGUCGACCCUUCCUUUGCUGCAAAGUUGACUGAUAGUCUGGCUCACUCCACGGAUGAGUUCGGCGCGUCAUUAUCUCCACCAGAGCUCGCACUGGCCAGCAGAAGCAGCUUCGAUGUCAACCCAUCGAGAAGAUCGACAAUGGUGGACCCGGAAGGAGGCCGUGACACUGCAAAUAGAAUCAUCCAAAAGCUCGAUUUGCAUAGAAGAGCCACAGCAUUGUCAGGGAAUCAACCUGCCCCAGCUGGCGGUAUUGCAAGUCUGCUUUCUGCCAGCCACAGUAUUCUUCCUAUUGGACCGGGUGCUACACCUAAUUCACCAAAACCAGGAGAGCACCAUCGAUCAUUCACCAUGCCCGCCACCAGCAGCUUCGCUCCCGUCACCCUUGCUAAUCCUCCUGCACCAACCAACCUCAGUAGACGAGCCGUCGCAGUAAGUGGCCAGCGUGCCUCGAGCGGCAAGUCCGAUACUUCAGCCAUGCCUAGCAGUCUCAUGGCAAAUCUCUGGGGCUCGUCGAAUUGGGUCAACAUCAAUCGACUCGGUCGUGACGAACCGAAGCCUGGAUUCAUGUCGAGACCUGCCGCCAAGUCUGUUGGCCAAUACCACGACGAUAUGGCAAUUAUGGAAGGCAUGGAGCCACCAAAAGAUCUGAAGAUUGCAGAGAUUGGACCAAAUGUAACUCCAGGUCGCAUUUCACAUCGCAAAACAAUCAGUGCAGGCGAUGCUCUCGACUCGCCUUCGCAGUCUAGACUGCCGCUUGUCCCGCUUGACGGAUCACAUACAGACUAUCCAGUGUCACUCAAGACAGAUGAUGUGCUUGUGCUUAAAGAACAUGAUGCCGAGUUCCAUGUUCUCUUCUCGUCCGUUCCCCGCUCUGAGAAGGUCAUUCUCGUCUUUACCGCCAUGUGGAAUCCAAACGAGCAGCAAGAAUUCCCAGGUCGCAUCUAUGUGACCACGGAAAAGAUUUACUUCUACAGCAAUCACUUCGGAAUGGUUCUUGUUGCUGAAAUUAGCCUGUCUUCAAUCACAGAGGUCACUGCUGCUCCGGGAAGAGAAAGUGAAUGCGACUAUCUGUUCUUGCACCUCAAGGAAAGUAAGACCGAUUUCAGACGUGUUACUGUCAAAACCUUCUUGGAUGCUUUGAGGCCUCUACAACGUAGGCUUGAUUAUCUUGUGCAGUCUGCAAACUCUGGAAGUCGUGUCUCGCUAGAAGAGGUCUUUGCAUCAUUCUCACGAAUUGCCACUGAAGAUUCCAAAGAACAGUCCAACUUGCAAGACUGGGAUGACGACUUGAAUUCUCCGACCGACAAUGAUCUCAGAGUCACUAGGCGCCGUUCAAGGGAUCUCAGAGCAAACUUGCGCAUCGAUGGUACACUCUAUGGAGAGUCGGUGGCACGAACUGGCAGAGAAGUCACCAAGUUCAAGUUGCCUUCUCAGCCUGUGUUAUACAAACCAAAGGAUAUGGGCGACGCUGUCCUUGCUCAGGACUUUAGCAUCAGCGCAAAGGCAUUGUUCCACGUCAUGUUUGGAGAUAGAAGCGCAGUUUUCCAGAUGCUGUACAAGAACCGCCCGAUCGACAAUAUUCUCCAAACACCUUGGACGCAGCCUACAGAUGGACAAUUGUCGAGGCAAUUGAUUUGUACCAUCGGUGCCAACCAAGAGAUUGAUAGACAGACACUCGAUGUGUCCAACGAUCACCUCUGCUAUGUUGUGACUCAGACGCAAUCGCCCUGGCAUCUACCCAUGUCCAAGAACUUCCUCUUGCUUAGCAAAUUCGUUAUCACACACUCUGCAAAGUCAAAGUGCAAGCUUGCUAUCUUCAACAAGGUGGCUUGGAACGGUGAUGCUGGACUGAAUGACAGGCUUUCCAUGUCGCAACGUCUUGUACAAAAGCAAGCUCUGCGGGACUAUCAAGCUGACGCUGUUGAUCUAGCCGCCGUGAUUACAGAUCAAGUCUCAAAGUUGGGUGCGCACAGCACCAAUAAAGCUGCACAAAUAUUUGGUUCUGUCGGCCAAAGCACACAAACCAGUCAGGUCUCCGCAGUCGAUCUGCCUUCAACCUCCAUCAGUCGCACAAGAAGAAAGGUCAAGAUUCGUACCCUCUUCAACCUCUACACCGACGAACUGCUUGCACAAGCAUUCCGCCUAUUCACCAUGUUGAUUGACAUCUUCAUUGCGAUUGCAAAGUCGGUGGCAGGUGUUGUUUCGGCACACAAAAUUCUGGUCCUGCUUCUUGCACUUAGUGCAGCUUACAAUACCUGGUAUGGCUACCGAGAUGGGCUUGCAUGGUACGAUGAACGUAAUGCUGGGAAGUUCAUGGCCAGAAUUGGUGUGAGGCCGGAUCCUACUGUCACGAGAGCAGUCUAUCUAAGCGACAUUGAAGAGCUCGUGUCUCCUACUGUCAUGAGUACCGUUGGGAUAAACUCUACAGUCUCAAACGAUACUGACGUAGCUUGGAACACGUGCCAUGGUACAUUCCGCGAUAUGCUUGUUUCGUCUGAGCUCGAAGCCACGACCAUUGCCAAAGGCUCAGGUAGGCGUUCAGAAGCAAGGCUACAGCGUACACGACAUUCUCUCGCCAGAUACCGACAUGAUCUGCUGGUGGCGCUUCGUGUCAUUAACCGUGUCGAAGAGGAGGUGGUCCAUGCCGAAUGGGAAGAUUGGGUAUUGGAGGAAGAAAGAAAGUGCAAAAAGGUCGAGACCAUGCUGCAGGAACGCAUCAAAAAUGGCAAAGCUCCGAAACAAGACGAAAGCGAUGGGUUAGGGGAUGGGUUUGCAGAGUACUGCCUUAACUGUAAGAGCGAGGCGAGACAGAUCUUGUCGAGCAAGUGACAGCGUGCUGCACUUUUGCCAUGAAUACGAGUUGGAGUGUAUCUCAUCACUACUAUCACUAUAUCAAGCAUGGGUACUGUGCCUCAAUCUUUGGCCGUAACAUCCAGGCCAGAGAAUGUCAUUUCAAAGCAAUUCCGUGCGACCCAAGCAGCAUGUCACUGGCAAUAACGCUUGGUAGAAAGUCGUUCAAAGUCAAUGAUUGGACGCAAUGAGGCGAAGUCCGUUGAGCAAGGCAAACACGUGGGUAGCUCAAGCAGUACAACUGCAAGUCUUCUAGCAACUGUUAUUGGCAUCCGGCAACCUGUGAUCCGGAUGAUCAAGAGAUAAUCGUGUGGUGGGAUUUCUGAGUCCGUUGUUGUUGUCAUCGCUAGGCGUCGAUUGGCUCUGUUCGUCGACGGAUUUUUCGUGGGG